GGAAUGAACGUUUUUUGGCCAAAGGUCACGCAAAAACACAAAAACAGAACGUGUAGUUGUAGUUGGGGGUUUGUUUGGCCUUUCGACUUGGGGGGCCGGCAUUAUUCAUCUCCAGUACGUCUGAGAGCUCCUUCUUGUACCUCCAUUUUGGAGCGAGCUCUCUUCUCAUGCAAUCAGCAUCUCAUAUCACUUCCGAUUCUACUCGACUCCACCUCCCAUGGACGACGCAACGUCCCCACUUCAUGGUCCAAAGCCCUAAAUUUAGGCAACGAAAACUCCCCCAAAGACACUUACUUCUUUCAAAUUCCUUGAAAACUUCUUAUGGGUAUGAAUUCGAAGGCAUCGGCAGAGAAGAAGAACCAGCGACGGCAUUACGCCUGCCUGUCGUAGUUCGCCGGUCUGGUAGGGCUUCUCGCUACUUCUGGGAUGGCACCCAUUUGCGGUUAGUUUAUUUGGAUGGAGGCGCCUCGAAUUGUUUAACAUUAGACAAUGGGUUUCGAAAAUUUUUCCAAUUUUGUAGCUUGGCUAUUCGGGAUUUUUUCAUUCCUCACCAAGUUCAUGGGCACUACAUAGAUUACGUAAAGUGGAAAUUCUUGCAUCGGGUUUUCAGUUCUGCACUACAGGUUCUCGGUACUCAGCUAUGCACUACUUUGGCAUUGAGAGGAAAACGCUUUUCAUUAGGUGUUGGGUAUUCUCGCUCCCUUCCUUCAGCUGCUGCACUCAAUUGGGUGCUAAAGGAUGGUCUUGGGAGGCUUAGUCGAUGCAUAUACACUGCUAGCUUGGCAUCCGCAUUUGACACCAAUUUGAAGAGAGUUAGGUUCUCUACGUCUGUUCUCUUCACCUUGAGCAUAGGAGUUGAGUUGCUGACUCCAGCAUUCCCACAGAACUUCUUGCUUCUUGCAACUGUGGCCAACAUUGCUAAACAAAUAAGCCUGGCUUGCUACCUAGCAACUGGUUCUGCUGUACACCAAAGUUUUGCAAUUGCAGAUAAUCUUGGUGAAGUUUCUGCCAAAGCACAGAUUCAAACUGUGUGCUUUGAUAACAUUGGCCUGAUGCUUGCUGCACUCUUGAAUAUAUUGUGCAAGAAUAGCCAAAGAUUGCAAGCAUGUCUUCCUUUUGUUGUAUACCCAGUUUUCUCUACAAUCGACCUUUUUGGGAUCUACCAAGGACUCAAGCAUGUCCAUCUGCAGACAUUAACUAAGGAUAGGCUUGAGAUUAUACUUAGUACCUGGAUUGAGUUGGGAUUUAUUCCUUCACCUGCAGAGGUGAGUAAGGAAGAAGGCAUGGAUUUUCCAUGGAGCAGAGGCAGAAAGUCGUGGCCAGUUAGAGUCGGAUGUGUAGAUCCUAAUGAUCCAAUACCAAAGCUCUCAAUGCUGACAAUGAAGUCUCUGAAGCGUGAAGAUUUCUGCUUCAUCUGCUUGGAGACAUCCAUCAAGGGUUUGACCAGAAAUGUGCAGCAAGGAAUUCUUGUAUGCCUACGGGAAGGAGCUGGCACGACAGAUAUCAUCAUGGGUUUGUUGCAGGCAUGUCAUAUCCGGAAAGCUCUUCUACUGAACAAGAGCAGAUGGGAGCAUCUUCUAGAACUUGGUGACCCCAUAGACUCAGUUGUUAGAGACUGGUUUAAAGUGGUUGAAGAUAGCAGGAGAUGUUUGCAAGAGGAUGUUCACCUGUUGAAGGAAGAAAUGUCAAGAUCUGGUUGGGCUGUUAAAAACGUUUUAUUGAACCUGCAAGAGCAGGUCCGAUAUAGUUUGCUAGAUGAUUGAGGGGAAUCAUGUGGUUUGGAUGGCCGUGGUUGCACAAUUAGGGUUUGGCCAUGACUUUGAGAUAGCUAUUUGCAAUUUUUGCAUGUACAUGUAUUUGUAAAUUUUUUAGGGGUACAUAUUUCUGUUAAAAUACCACUGUCCCCAACUGAUUAUUGAUGCAUGCAGAGAACGUAGCCAAUAUGUGAGUGACAUGGUGGUUAGAAUGGCAAAUCUCUAUCCCACCUCCAAGUUUCUCUUUGGUUUUCAACUAUGUUGUUUACAUUGUCAGUA
This is a messenger RNA of Nelumbo nucifera (sacred lotus), 2033 nucleotides long. RefSeq names its product root UVB sensitive protein (Protein of unknown function, DUF647) (gene RUS4). The record is from RefSeq and is a predicted model, not a curated record. NCBI's taxonomy places the organism in Eukaryota, Viridiplantae, Streptophyta, Magnoliopsida, Proteales, Nelumbonaceae.